Molecule: messenger RNA, 1548 nt
Organism: Brassica napus (rape)
Lineage: Eukaryota; Viridiplantae; Streptophyta; Magnoliopsida; Brassicales; Brassicaceae
Exons: 4
Coding region: 704-1306 (200 amino acids)
Source: RefSeq, a predicted model, not a curated record
ACACCAAACCACCAUAGUUUUCUUCUCAUACUGUUUAAACUCUUUCUUUCAUCAACCCAGCUUUUAUUUUUGCUGUCUCUCUCUCUCUCUAGACCCCAUCUCUUUCUAUUAAUUAUCUCUCAACAAAAUUUUCUCUAUAUGUACCCAUUCAAUGACCUCUAUGUGCUUUUUAAAUUCAAAUCUCUACCAAUCAUCAAACCCACCUCACAAAGACCAUAAUAAACCUUAAUCAAUAAAUAAAGGAAGAACAUUUUUUUUUCUUGUAUACUAGUCAGCAUUUGAAUGCCCUUCUGCAACUUCCAAAAGGGGCACCACACACACCAUAGACAAAAAGUGAAAAAGAAAGAAAGAUAAAUGUUAUGAAUUAUUUUUCUUCCUAUUUUCUUUCUUUCUCCAUUUUCUUGAUCACUAGUCGUCCUAGUUUUCUGCUGUUCUGUCUCAAUAGACCUUCUCACCCAAAAAAAGAAAAAAAGAAAAGAAAAAAAUCAAAACUUUUAAUUUCUCUCAAUUGGUAAUGGGCACCCAGACAAUAAUGUGGUGUGGUGGCUUCUUCUUUGUGGUUUCUUUUAAGUCUUUGGUCAAGUACAGAGAGUUUCAUACAAGCUUCUCCCUUUUGCCCUUCUCUCUUCUUCCCCAGCUUUCUCACCUUCUUCCACAUCUCUUAUCUCUCUUCCUCGUUUGUGUGAUUUAGUGAUCAGAUCCGAUGAAGGAGAUUACUGACUUUGUCGAUCCCAGGAUCAUGUUCAAGCAUCAAUCCCUUUUGCAGGAUUAUCACGAGUUGAGAAAGGAAACAGAGUAUAAGAUGAGGAAACUGGAGAUGAUGAAACAAAAACGAUCGGCCCUUGAUGCACAAGUUAGGUUCUUGAGACGCAGAUACAAACACUUGAAGCAAGACCAAACUCUUGAAACAUCUCCCAACAUGCUUAGGUUGUCCGAAUCUGGAGGAGAUGUGAAGGUGACAAGUGGCAAAAGAAAGAAGCACUCUGGUCCAUGUUUUGAUUUGAAGCGCAAGGAUACAGUUGACAAUGCAAGGAGCAGAGGAAACGAGGUUUUAACUCCACUUCCUGAUCUUAACGACAACACUCUGGUGGUCAGCAGCAAAGUCUCAGGCUUUGACCUAAACCUGGUCUCGAGAGAAGAAGAAGAGGAGCCGGAAGGGAAUGGUGAAGCGACAAAGAAGGCAAUGAUUGGUAAUGGAAUCGAUUGCGAGUUGAAGUUACCUAUUUGCAGAGACGUGGAGAAAGAGAUUAGUAGAGCAGUGAAGAGGAAGGUGUCAUGGCAAGAUCCAGUGGCUCUAAGGGUUUGAGAUUUUUCAAGUAUAUGAAGUAGGAUUGAGAUUUUAUGAUUUAGCCCAAUAUUGACAUUAUGCUUUAUAUAUGUAUACAAGUAUAGAUGAUUAGUUAUCAAGUCAUAACUAUUCACAUGUUCCAACUCUUGUCUUAGUGACAAUCAGAACUGGUGACAAUUGGUGAUUACAUAGUCUCGUGUGUUGUGUUGUAUUUUCUGUCUUUACUCAUUCUCUUCAUAACUUCAUUCUCUGUUCUGUUA